This is a messenger RNA of Mugil cephalus (flathead mullet), 318 nucleotides long. RefSeq names its product transmembrane 4 L6 family member 1-like. The transcript has 2 exons. The record is from RefSeq and is a predicted model, not a curated record. Gene Ontology annotation, cellular component: membrane. Lineage: Eukaryota; Metazoa; Chordata; Actinopteri; Mugiliformes; Mugilidae. Bases 1 to 318 code for a protein of 105 amino acids.
AUGUCCUCAUGUCCUAAAAAAGUCUUUCUUCCUCAGACCGAGUCUAAACAGGAGGACAGUCUGCAGCUCUACAGGAUGUGCGUGUCGAGCUGUCUCCAGUGUGUUGGCGUGUCUCUUGUUCCCAUGGCAACAGUGUGCAUGCUGUCCAACCUGCUGUUGCUGCUUCCCGAGUUCAGCAUCCACUUCCUGUUGGAGGGUCACGUGACCAGAGAGGCCACCUGGGCCACCGGCCUCUGGGGGUCGGGCUUCCUGGUACGGUCCUCAUGUCCUCAUGUCCCCAUGUCCUCAUGUCCUCAUGUCCUCAUGUGUGUCCAGUAG